This is a messenger RNA of [Torrubiella] hemipterigena, 1824 nucleotides long. The record is from the annotation of a GenBank genome assembly. NCBI's taxonomy places the organism in Eukaryota, Fungi, Ascomycota, Sordariomycetes, Hypocreales, Clavicipitaceae.
AUGUCGAGCUUCUUCCAGUUUACCCAGGGCACAGAGUCUCGCUUCCGGCCUACCGAUACCUCGCCGCUACUCGGUCGAUUCAGAGCAGUCCCUCCGCGGCCAGAGCUGGGACACCGACGUAGCCAACUUGGGCUGCUUGCCGAUAGAUAUGGGAUUGGUAAUGGCAGUCUACAUGUUGGAUAUGGAGCUGUGCUUGCGGCAGGCUUGGCAGAUGAAGACGACGAAGAUGACUCGGUUAACCCCCGAGCUGCUGGCGGAGAGGACGACGAGAUCAGUCGUUGGCAGAGGCUGUGGAAGCGUUGGAUUAUAGAUCUCUGGGUUGAACCCAGGCAAGGUGCUGUGAAGAGGGUUGUUGAUAGGUGGUGGAGCCGAUAUGGCUUGCUGGUGUUUCUACCGGCUUUAUUGACAAUUGGCUGGUGCGCCAUUCCAUUCCCUCAAUAUCCUCUUCCUCGUGAUGGCGGUGAUCGGGGCGACGACGCUGAUGAUCAUCCCACGCGUGGCUACGGCGACGUCCGAGUACAAACGAACUUCUGGUUCUUCUUGUUCGUCUAUUAUGGAUUCUAUAAUCUGGUUGCUCUCGUCUGGAUCACGAAAAUAUUCAAUUUAUACAGCCUCAACUGGUGGCCCAAAUCGCUGGGCUUUCCCAUUACGAUAUCACUCAUUGCCAUUAUUGGCAUCUCUGUCCCGAUUCCGAUAUAUUACAGUGAAGCCUCUCGCUUUCUUACAAUCCACAACACCUCUUGGAUUACUUGGACGUUUAUCAUUAUGGCGAUGCCGGUCACCAUUGCGUUUUUGAUUCUCAUGACUAACGAGCGACACAUUGGGCUGCGGCAUUCGCUUUCUGAAACACAACGCAUCUUUACAACAUCAUGGUGGACUGGCGAGCCUGAUACGCUCCCACGACCGGAUAGGCGCCGGCGUAACAUGGGUCCUGACCAGUGGGAACAUCAGGUUUUGCAUUCGUCUCCCAACAUGAGACGCCAGGGAGUGGCUGUGCGCCGUAGGUGGUUACCUGCCAGCUUUGUACGCUUCUUGUGGUUCUGCGUGGCCCUGUUUAUCGGACUUCUCGCCUACUUGAUUGGAGAAGCGUAUGCUGAAAUUUAUGUCGGCACUUUGCCACAUAACAACUUGGAGACUGUUGUAUACGUUUACGGCUGGGUUGUAACUGUCCACCUUCUUGACGCUUUGACGGCCUGGGUGCUGGGCAUCCGAGAAGGUGAGAGAGUUGGCAGCUAUCCACUAAGCUGGGUCUUUAAGCUAUACUUCAUGUUGACAUAUCAGACAUAUGUCCGAACCUUGUACGCCAGAUUGCGAUCGCCGACUCAGUUCAUUAUCUUGCAGCUUUUAUCCUCGACCAGUCUCGUGGUUCUCACGCCCAUAAUGAUGACGGAGACGUUCCACAAGAUGAUGGUCGUGCUGGGAAUGAAUGAACAGAGCUAUGGCUCAUACCAAAAGUUACAGACCCGAAAUGUCUUUAUUCGCUUCUUGGCGGAGAACGCUUCCAUGGCAGCGUUCUUGGGAAGCAUCCUGGUGUUGCACUAUGGUGCAAACAAGGACAUGUAUCCUUACUUUCUGUUUGACGGUGACGAUGAGCCAUACACUCUGGAUCUGACUGUCUAUGCCUCGCUCGUGACUUGGGCAUGCGAGAUCAUCGCCAGUGUUGCCGUGCGCGGGCUGAUCCGCGUCUUAUUCAAGGUGGACGUAGGUCUUGAGGGCAAACUCGAUCUUGCCGUGUGGCCGGAGCUUCUCCCGACUUGUGUGGCGGUGAUGCUGCAUGUUCUACAGAAUAUGCUGUUUUCUAUUAUCCGGUUAAAGUUCCGGUGA